This is a messenger RNA of Asparagus officinalis (garden asparagus), 2303 nucleotides long. RefSeq names its product exocyst complex component EXO70A1-like. NCBI's taxonomy places the organism in Eukaryota, Viridiplantae, Streptophyta, Magnoliopsida, Asparagales, Asparagaceae. Gene Ontology annotation, molecular function: phosphatidylinositol-4,5-bisphosphate binding. Gene Ontology annotation, biological process: exocytosis. The record is from RefSeq and is a predicted model, not a curated record. Gene Ontology annotation, cellular component: exocyst.
AUGGCCCCGCCGGCCGCCGUGUCGAAGGUCUUCGACGCCGUCCAUGGCCUCGAACCUCCUCUACUCUCUGAUCCUCGCUCUGAUCUCAACUCCUAUCUCUCUGUUCUUAAAAGAUUAGAGGAAGCCCUAAGAUUUUUGUCCGAUAACUGCGCUCUCGCUGUUCAGUGGCUCGAUGAUAUCGUUGAUUAUCUUGAUGACAACGCCGUUGCUGAUUCUAAGUUUUUGCAGAACCUCAAGUCUUCGCUUUCGUUUCUCAAAUCUAAUUCUUCUUCUUCCCUUGAUGGUGGACUUCUUGAGGAAGCCCUAACUAGGCUUGAAACGGAGUUCCGUCGGCUUCUUGAUGAGCAUUCUGUUCCGUUGCCGAUGCCGAGCACUUCCCUCUCUGCUGCCGCCAUUGCCCCUUCGCCUCUCCCCGUGCACGUCAUCACCAAGCUUGCUGCGAUCAUUGAACGCAUGAUUGCUAACAAUAGGCUUGAUCGGUGUGUCUCGAUCUACAUUGAGGUUCGGGGAUCCAAUGUUAGGGCUAGCCUUAAAGCUUUAGAUCUGAACUAUCUUGAAAUCUCUGUAGCGGAUUUCGAUGAUGUGCAGAGUAUUGAGGGGUGGAUUGAGAAAUGGGGAAAGCAUUUGGAGUUUGCAGUUAAGCAUUUGUUUGAAGCUGAGUAUAAGCUUUGUAAUGAUGUGUUUGAGCGAGCUGGACCGCCGGAAGUUUGGACAGGAUGCUUCGCUGAGAUCGCUGCUCAAGCUGGCAUUCUUGCUUUCCUCAAGUUUGGGAAGACGGUGACCGAGAGCAAGAAGGACCCCAUUAAGCUUUUGAAGCUUCUUGAUAUCUUCAACUCUUUGAACCGGUUGCGGGUUGAUUUCAAUAGGCUUUUUGGGGGGAAAGCUUGUAUUGAGAUUCAGAAUGAGACUAGGGACCUUAUCAAGAGAGUGAUUGAUGGUUCUUGUGAGAUUUUCUGGGAGUUGUUGGUUCAAGUCGAGUUGCAGAGGCAAACUCCUCCGCCAUUGGAUGGGUCGGUUCCUAAGCUCGUGAGUUUUAUCACUGAUUAUUGCAAUAGGUUGCUUGGAGAGGAUUAUAAGCCGGUCCUUACGCAGGUUUUGGGCAUCCAACGAAGUUGGAAUCGGCAGAAUUUUCAUGAGGGGCUUUUGAAGGACGCUAUAUUGAAUAUAAUCAAAGCGUUGGAGGUAAAUUUCGAGGCUUGGUCAAAAGGGUAUGAGGAUCAGAUUCUCUCUUACCUUUUCAUGAUGAAUACACAUUGGCAUUUCUUCAAGCACUUGAAAGGAACUAAGCUUGGGGUAUUGUUGGGGGAUCCCUGGUUGAGGGAACACGAGCAAUAUAAAGAGUAUUAUGCUGCUUGUUAUUUAAGGGAGAGCUGGUCAAAGCUUCCAUCUUUGUUGAGUAGGGAAGGGUUGAUCUUAUUCUCGGGUGGAAGGGCUACGGCUAGAGAUUUGGUAAAGAAGAGGUUGAAAGCUUUUAAUGACACAUUUGAUGACAUGUAUCAGAAGCAAUCGAAUUGGGUUAUUUCGGAUAAGGAUUUGAGGGAGAAGACAUGCCAGUUGAUUAUUCAGGCUAUAGUUCCGGUCUAUAGAAGUUAUAUGCAGAAUUACGGUCCCCUUGUGGAACAAGAUGCAAGUGCUAGCAAAUAUGCCAAGUACACAGCCCAGACACUGGAGAAGAUGCUUAGCUCACUUUUUCAGCCAAAGCCUGGGAGGUCAGCAAGUUUUAGGGUUAGGCAUUCUAAUGGGAAAAUGAACAGUGUAGUCACUAACCAAUAUCGGUCAGCGCCGACUGUAAUUUGAUCAAGUUUGAGGGAAUGGAAGAUAUAUAGUAUGUGCAUUCCCAUCAGUUGAAAGUUUGUGGACUGCAUUGUGGAUGUUGAUGGGUUGACAUGGAUAGGAGCUUGAAGAAGCUGCAAGAGUUGGCGGGUAAAUGGAGAUUUUUCAGAUGACAUGGUUGUAAAUAAGUGCUGUAUUUCAAGCAAGUGAGGAAAGUUCUGCUCAUUGCCUCGUCAAACUUCUCAAGAGAGAGAGAGAGGGAUGGUGAUGAUGGGGGUGGGUCACUGGCACAUUCCUGGUAGAGAUGGCACAUUCCUGGUAGAGAUCAUUAUUCCUUUAAAUACCAUAUUUAAACGUUAUUGGCCCCCAUAUGUAUUACUUUUUUCUUUACAGCUUUACUCAAAUUGCUUCAGUUAGGUUGGGGGCAUGCAAAAUAUCUGUAACUUGCUUUAGAAUAUGUGUAAAAUUCAUUAUAUUCUGGUUCAUAUUCAGUCUUUAUAUCGUUUACUCUUUAUUGUUUAAUAGCUGCA